AUGGCUACAGUUUCGCGACCGAAGGUGGCCGCGGCCUACUUCGCGAACCGGUCGGAAAUCGUCGCCGACUGCGAUGCGAAAUUCCUUCCCGAGAGCCGCCGAUCAGAGCCGAGCGCGACCGAUCGCGCAAGCUUCGAGGAAGCUCGGAAAGAUUCGGCUUUCGGAAGCAACGCCGUUAGGAGCGCAUCGCUCCACAAGCGGCAGUGCCGCAACCUACUAAACACACGCAAACAAAAACUCAGCGUACGCAACCCUUUCCGUGCCGACAGCUGUCUCAAGACGCAGCCAUCUUCCAUGAGCACCAAAAUGGCCCCGCACACGCAGGGCGGCAACCUGACGAUCAAACAGCAAUACCAGCCCCACCAGUGGCCGUGGAACACGAGCAACAACACGAACGCAGCCACCGGCACCACUUCCGGGGCCGCCACCAACAGCAAUAACAGCCCAAACAGUAACAACAACACCGCCAUUAGCAAUAACAGCAAUAGCAACAACAACAAUCCACCUUCAGCAGGAACCAAUACUCUCACACUGACUACUCAGCAACAACAACAACAAAACACUGCCUUGACUGCGGCCGCCGCAGCCGCUUCCAUCUCGGUGACGCCCAUCAACAAACUCAAGCGGUUACAGCCGACGCAGCCCGUUUCCACCUCAGCACUGGCUGCGUCCGAACCCAGAAGCAAUAACGCCGUUGCCAACGGUGCCAAACGGAUACGGUCGACGAGCGUGGAGACCGGAACGGGAAGCAAGUCCGUUGGGACAAACACUGGCGCCGCAGCCAGUGCGUACGGGGGGCCACCCGGUCUGGUUGCGGUCGGUUCGGGCCUGAGCGCGACUGCCGCAGCCGCCACCACGAAAAAGCUCACCCAAAUGGCGAUCGUCGCCGCCAGCAACAACAUCAAUCAGCAGCAGCAACAGCAGCAGAUCUCAGCGGGGAAGAACCACGCCCACCACCACCAAACCAAGCAAAACUUCACUGCCAACGGCGACGCGGCAAACAAGAUAACAGCGGGACGUGCUGCGACGCUCAAGACGACGACCUCUUCGAUGACGUCGACGGGGGGCGAGGCGGAAGCGGAAAUUACGACGACCACGACGACGGAGUUGAUGACGACGACGGCGACGGUGCUGCAGCAGAAGAGCAUCAUCAAGACGGCCACGGUUGCCACGAGUGCGGGUUCACUCAAGAGCACCAACGCCAGCUUCGAGAAGUACCUCAAUCUGCUGCAUCAACAGCAACAACAACAGCAACAACAGCAGCAGCAGCAACAACAACAACAGGCUGCGUCCGCAGCAACCCUGAAGAAGGUCGAACGAAAGACUGCCCGGAUAGCGCCGACGGUGUCGCUUACGCGGAAGGUCGGCCAAACGACCCAGGGUGGAAGUCUCGGGGUGGGACAGCCCAAGAAACCUGUCACCAUUGCGCCGCGGACGGCCGAUCCAAAGCUGGCCAUGAACCAAACCAAGCCGGAACUCGUCAAGUCCCAGCAGCAGCAGCCGACGGUUCUGCUGACGGCGAUCCGGAUCCCGCAACAGCAGCAACAGCAAACCUCCCAAACCAACACCAACCAAAACCAGCAACAGCAAGCGCAGCAACAGUUCAAGCAAGCUGUUCAGCAGCAGCCGCAAAUCAACAGUCCUCCCAGGACACCAACCAAGCUGGGUUCCACCAUGUUCCAGUUUCACCCGCAAUCCACAGCCGUCAUGCCAAACCUCGUGCAAAUACCGAACCUCGUGCCGACGUCCUCGACCAGCAAGCUGCCAGCCGUCGUGUCCACCGCGACCAGCAGUCCCACGACCAGCAAUUUACUCAUGAAUAAUGCUGCGGCCGCCCCGCACGGCCUAACCGCAGCCCGACUGAACAACGGGACGACGCAACUCUUCAUGAACGGCGCCGUCAUCAAGCUGCACCAACUCCAGCAGCAGCAGCAACAGCUGGCGACCUCCUCGGGUCAACCGGUCACCACGACGCAGCAAACGCUGGCCAUGGAAGCGGCCGUCAACAUGAGCCUCAACGGACUGCUCGCAAAGCAAGCCAUCUCCAAUCCCCCAGGCUCACACCGGCAAGGCUACGUACGCCCUGCAGACGCAGCCAGCUCAGCUGUUCCAGCAGGCAAGCGCCGCACAGACUGCGUUCGCUCCCCAGCAGCUGAUCAUGACCCCGGCCGGAGGCUUCCUGCUGAACGCAGCCAGUUUGCCAACCAUGCUGAACGCAGCCAGUCUGCAGCAAGCACUGGCCCAGGCCAACAUCCCCGCUCUCCAUCCCCUGCAACCCAGUCAACCUCAACCGCCAACGCAGCAGUUACCAAAUAUCACGCCAUCCUGCAACAGCAGCAGCAGCAACAGCAACAAGCGCAGUCAAACUUUCACCAACUCCUGGCCAACAUCCCGCAGGCACUGCUUCAGAACCUGCAGGCCACUGCCAAGCUCGGCCAGGGACCGCAGUUCGUUCCUAUCUCGUCCCAUCUGUUCUUGAACCAGUCGACGGCGCCGCCCACGUUCACCACUAGUCCCAUCACGAUCUCAACCUCGACGCUGCCGUCCGGAUCGACCACGAUGGCCCAGCCGCUGUCCCCGCCACCGCUCGUGGCAACCGUGCCGACCUACUCCACCACCAGCAAGCCCAUCAUGAACACGCUGAGCAGCCAGAAGAUCAUUAUCGCGUCGUCUGGAACUGCGCCUCCAAUUGCCAAGCCGCCACCUCCCAUCAAACCCAUCUCCAGCAGUGAACCUCCCAAACUGGUCCCCGUUCAGCUGAACAAACCCUCGAUCUCGAUCACCCCCGUGAUGUCGACGAAUCCCCCAAAACUGGUCCCACCAGUGUCCACAGUUCCCGUCCCCAAACUGGUCCUCUCCGCAUCGGUAGCCGCCAAAGCCACCUCAAACAAACCAAACCUGCCGGUCCCGGCGUUGGCGCCCGCGUCACACCACCCUCAACCGAUCCCCUCCCCCCGAAUCAUCGACAACAAGUCCCCGCCUGCCCUCAACCCACUCACCCUGGACUGCUGCGGCAGCAGCAACGACUCCGGCAUCGUCGCCAACUCCAGCGACUCCGAGGACAAGUCGCUCGCCAUCGAUCUCUGCUCGCCCGGAACUCCGGACUCGGGAAGCCCCCAGAAAAAGGACGACGACUCCUCCCAGAAGGCCCCCUCUAGUCCUUCGCCACCACCAACUCCGGAAACGGAACCGGCUUCACCCUCAACAGAAGAGCAGCCACCUUCCCCACCAACUCCUCCUCCGGCGCCGGAACCAGAGCUCCCUCCACUGCUGCCACUUGUGUCGACCGUCGAGAAACCUCUACCUCCCAGCCAAACGUCCCCGAAGAGUCUGGUCCUGGAGCUGAUCAAAUCCAAGCUGGACGAGGAACCACCCCAGGAAUCGAUGUCCGCCUCCUCCGACCAGGACUCCACCAACCUCAACAGCCCGCUGGACGAUCAGCAACCACCCUCAUCAUCCGGCUCGGCUCCCUCCGAAUCUCAGCGCUCAACCACCCCGAUCGAACUGCAAUCACCGCCCAGCAUCGAGACGGACUUCCUGAACGUUCCACCCAUGCCGGAUUGCGCCAAAAGCCCAAUCCUCUCCCAGCCCAAGACGAUCCGCUUCCCGGCGCUGAACGGCGCCCACCACAAGUUUGGCCGCAAGGGCUUCCGCCGACUGUCGGACGGUCGCCUCUUUGGCGUGUGCUACUGGAGCGAGUGCAACGCCCAGUUCGACACCAGCUGGCACCUGCAGGACCACCUGCAGAUCCAGCACGUCAACAGCCAGUCCGGCCCGUUCGUGUGCCUCUGGGACGGCUGCAAGGUGUACAACAAGGAGUCGUGCAGCCGCAAGUGGCUGGACCGGCACGUGCAGUCCCACGGCGGCACCAAGUCCCACAAGUGCAUCGUUCCCGGCUGCGGCAUGCGGUUCGGUUCGCAGCUGGCCCUGGAGAAGCACGUCAACAACCACUUUACCAACUCGGACAACGCCGCGUCGGGCAAGCGCUCGUCGGAUCUGCCACUGCCUAAGGUUUUGAGGAAAACGGGCAAAAAGCUGCGCUUCAGGCGCCAACCCUGGUCCGCUCGUCGGUUCGACUUUUUCGACAUCGGCGUGAUGGAGGGUCUGCAGCACCGGCUGAUCCUGGCGGGCAGCGUGGCCAGCGCACGCUACGGCACGGUUAGCUUCCAGGGCCAGGCGGCGGGACGGCGCGUAACGGGCGACGGAACGGUGGAGGUGUUUGUCAAGUGGCACCCGCGGGAUGUCAUCUCCGACGACUGGAUCCCCGAAGCCGAGGUCUCCCUCACCAAGGAUGUCUCGAUCGCCGAGCUAAACCCGGACCAGCGCUUCGAGCUGGAGAGCCAGCUCAGCACCAACCGGAAGGCCAACGCCGAGCUGCUAUCCUGCAUCAGCGAACUCAACGCGAAGCUUGCGGCGGUCGCCGCCCAGCAGGACUCGACACCCUGCAGCAGUGGCAGCAGCAGUGCCAGCUCGUCCAGCGGAUGCUGCAGCGGCAGUAGCAGUUCGAUCUCGACGCCGAUUCCGUUCAACUCGCGGACGAGUCCGAAAAAGUUCCGGAAACCGCCAAAGGAACCGGCGUCGGCCACGCCAACCCUCUCUUCCGGACUGUCCUCGUCGGCGUCCUCGCUACUGUCCAGCGGAUGUGGAUCUUCCUCGAGCAGCAGUAGCAGCAGCGUUUCCUCGACGACGUCCUGACCCGUGCCAAAGACGCCGGCGGCUUCCGGUUCACGUCCGAAACUGCCGCUGGCCACGCGACUCUUGGCCGGAUCGUUGGCCCAGAAGCGCACCCGGAAGGCGCUCAACUGCAUCCGGCGCCGGAACGCCCGGCAGCAGCAGCAACAACAAGGUGGACUCUAAAGUAUGAAUUUUUGAACAAGUAUUGUACAGCGCUCUUUGUGGAUGUGUUUACUUCGUCGUCGUCGUCGCCGUAGCGCCAUUUCAAGUUAAUGAUUUCGUCGUUGGACCUUCUUCCGUCUGUUUAUUUUAAACAAUUUUAAAUAUUUUAGUUUGUUUCCUGUAAGAGCGGCAAAGUGAUUAGUGCUAGGAGUUUAGUUAGGUUUCGUGUCUAGAGAAUUUUUCUGUGCGUGUCGCGCAAUGCGCGAAUAUUUAAAACAAAUCAUUAAUUUUACUUCAUUAGUAAAGUGAAAGAGAAUGUUAAAUUAAGGACGAGCGCAGAGAAAGUGCAAAUUUGCACUUAUUUUAGAGUAAUUUAUUGUUUAAAUUCAGACACACACAAAUUUCGUAAAUCAAGUGAGAGAGCCUCCAGGCAAAAUUGUGAGAAGAAAGUAGCGCGAACAAACUUUUUCGUUGAUCUCAAUAUUUAAAAUUAAACAGCAAAAUCGGUAAAUUAUAAAUUUGUAGGGGUAAGAGACGAAGGGUAUCGUGUUAGGGAAAAAAACGUCUUCAAACCAACUUUGGGCAAACGGUGUUGAACCGACUUGUCGGUUGGAUUUCAGGGUUGCAGAACGAAUGAAUUUCUGUUUCUUUUAAUAUUCUUGACG
This is a messenger RNA of Culex quinquefasciatus (southern house mosquito), 5501 nucleotides long. It is a transcript of the gene jing, whose product is annotated as zinc finger protein jing homolog. Lineage: Eukaryota; Metazoa; Arthropoda; Insecta; Diptera; Culicidae. The record is from RefSeq and is a predicted model, not a curated record. Gene Ontology annotation, biological process: regulation of transcription by RNA polymerase II. Gene Ontology annotation, cellular component: ESC/E(Z) complex.